GUGAUCAUGUGUGGAAUACUAGCGGUUUUGGGUUGCUCUGAUGAUUCUCAGGCCAAAAGGUUUCGCGUUCUCGAGCUCUCUCGCAGGCAAUUCUCUUUCAUUCCUUCUAUUCUUUCUCUGUUACAUUUUCCCUUUGUCAUUUUUUUUUUAUUAUUUCUUUUUCUUGGGAGUAGGGGCUGGGGUGGCGUGGUGGGGGGAUUAAGGGUAUUGGGUAUCUUGGUCUACCGUGAACGUGAUAUAAAUCAAACAUCAAACCUUGAUCAUGAAGAAACAUGAUUUCGUGUAGCCGACCCAAAUAAUUGGGACAAAGGCUUUAUUGAGUCGAAUUUAUCAAAUCUUCAUCUCAUAACUGAGGGAACUAAGUUGAUAUAUUCUUUGAAGCACCGAUGAUGAAACUACAGAAUGUUAAUAGAGGGAUCGUUGGAAGGAUGAAUUCUAUCACUUUCUGUGUAAAGUGGGUGUAAUCACUGGGACCCAUUCCACACAAAAAAAAAAACUAUCCUGGAGAUUCUUUUGGGUAGGCAGGAAAAAGAUAUUGGUUAAAAUUUGCCAUCAGAUCAUGUAUCAACUUCAUGGGACAAUUAAUUUGUAGCACAUGGGGUAUGGGCUUUGACCCUGUUCAUUCUAUUAUAAAAUGGAGAUAAGAGAAUUUUGGAAGAAUAAGUUAUGGUUUUGGGCCAUAAUAAUAUAAUAGUCUUUUUUGAAUGAUAAAUUCUAUUACAUUCGCUGUGCUCCAACAACUAUAAUUUUACAAUUCUGAUAGAUUAGAAAGAAAAACAAGCCAGUUUAAGAACUGCCAUCGGUUCAGAUAUCAUUUUACAAGUAAUUUGUAACACACGGAGCUCAUCUAGUCUUGUUCUUUGUAUUAUGUUCAUUUAACAAAUGAGAUGUUGAUGGAGGAUAUUAGGCCAAAUCAGCAUAUGGAUCUCACCUAGUAUUGUUCUGGUUUAUUUGGAAUUGGAUUGUGAUUGUUACAUGAUAAAUCAGAUUGAAGCAUCGGGGUCCCGACUGGAGUGGGUUAUACCAGCAUGGUGAUUGUUAUUUGGCGCAUCAACGCCUAGCAAUCAUUGACCCUGCUUCUGGUGAUCAGCCACUCUUUGAUGAAGACAAGAAGAUUGUUGUAACGGUAAAUGGAGAGAUAUACAAUCAUGAGGAACUGCGGAAGGGUCUGCCUAAUCACAAGUUCCGAACUGGUAGCGAUUGUGAUGUUAUCGCUCAUCUUUAUGAAGAAUAUGGGGAGAAUUUUGUGGGCAUGUUGGAUGGAAUGUUUUCUUUUGUGUUGCUGGAUACACGCGACAACAGCUUCAUUGUUGCCCGUGAUGCCAUUGGGAUCACUUCCCUCUAUAUUGGCUGGGGACUUGAUGGCUCUGUUUGGAUUUCAUCUGAACUGAAAGGAUUGAAUGAUGACUGUGAGCAUUUUGAGACCUUUCCACCUGGGCACUUGUACUCUAGCAAAGCAGGAGGCCUCCGAAGAUGGUAUAACCCUCCUUGGUUCUCCGAGGCUAUUCCAUCAACUCCAUAUGAUCCACUUGUUCUGAGAAGUGCUUUUGAAAAUGCUGUGAUUAAAAGGCUAAUGACUGAUGUACCUUUCGGAGUUCUGCUAUCUGGAGGCCUCGAUUCAUCGCUAGUGGCUUCUGUCACUGCUCGCUACUUGGCAGGGACAAAGGCGGCCAAGCAAUGGGGAGCACAACUUCAUUCCUUCUGUGUUGGACUUGAGGGCUCACCAGAUCUGAAGGCUGGAAAAGAAGUUGCUGAAUAUUUGGGGACUGUUCACCAUGAAUUUCACUUCACUGUUCAGGAUGGCAUUGAUGCAAUUGAAGAUGUUAUUUACCAUAUUGAAACUUAUGACGUGACGACAAUCAGAGCAAGCACGCCUAUGUUCCUCAUGUCGCGUAAGAUUAAAUCCCUGGGAGUGAAGAUGGUCAUCUCUGGCGAAGGCUCAGAUGAGAUUUUUGGUGGUUACUUAUACUUCCACAAGGCACCCAACAAGGAAGAGUUCCACCGUGAAACAUGUCGCAAGAUAAAGGCCCUGCACCAAUACGAUUGCUUGAGAGCAAACAAGUCUACAUCUGCUUGGGGUUUAGAAGCUCGGGUCCCAUUUCUCGAUAAAGAGUUUAUCAAUGCUGCUAUGAGUAUUGACCCUGAGUGGAAGAUGAUUAAACCAGAGCAAGGACACAUUGAGAAGUGGAUUCUUAGAAGGGCUUUUGAUGAUGAGGACCAUCCCUAUCUGCCAAAGCAUAUUCUGUACAGGCAGAAAGAGCAAUUCAGUGAUGGUGUUGGUUAUAAUUGGAUUGAUGGGCUCAAAGGACAUGCGGAACAACAUGUGACUGAUAAAAUGAUGCUUAAUGCUGCACAUAUCUUCCCACACAACACCCCAACCACAAAGGAGGCUUACUACUACAGAAUGAUCUUCGAGAGGUUCUUCCCACAGAAUUCAGCCGGGCUGACUGUCCCGGGGGGUGCUAGCAUAGCAUGCAGCACAGCCACAGCUGUUGCGUGGGAUGCUUCCUGGUCGAAGAACCUUGAUCCUUCUGGUAGAGCCGCACUGGGAGUUCAUAAUUCUGCUUAUGAGGAGAAGCUACCUCCAGUUGCAAAUGGGACUUUGGCAUCAAAGAUUAUUGGCAAUGUCCCACAGAUGAUGGGAGUCACUUCUCCAGAACUGACGAUACGGGGCUAG
Molecule: messenger RNA, 2677 nt
Organism: Ilex paraguariensis (yerba mate)
Lineage: Eukaryota; Viridiplantae; Streptophyta; Magnoliopsida; Aquifoliales; Aquifoliaceae
Source: the annotation of a GenBank genome assembly